CUCUGUCUCUACAUAACGCUGCCCGUGUGCACGAGCGCGCCUUUCCCUGUGUUCUCUCCCUCUCUCACUCACGCACGCACACGGGAACACGCAGACCAGGACACACAGACCGAGGGUGGGAGAGUGAGAGAGUGAGAGAGAGAGAACACAUCGCAGCCGAGAUGCAGCACAAGGUUUUUCAAGGAUUAAUAGCGAGGUUAUGGUGUCGGGAGAGGAUGGCUGAAACCCUCUUCACAUCUGCACAGCACUGUUGGAGCUGAAUGUGCGUAGCAACCCUGUCCUGUUUCAUAACAAGAUAAUCAAGGACGCACAAUGUCACAUACAUCUGAGAGUCAUUGUUUCUGGGCUUGACCUCUUUGAACUGCCGUCUUCUUGAUCUGACACUCCUGUUUCUAUCAAUCAUCAACUUCUGUGGUGAAUAUAUAUCUAAAACGGACACACUUUUCACGGACAUUUCUUGGCCUUUGCUUGACUAGAGCCACACCUUAUUUUCUAGUGCUCUGUUAUAGACAAACUUCAGCCUUGAAGAGGAUCUCAGAGGUUAAGGAUUCAAUGAAACACAGAAAUAAACACAUGAGAGGAGGCAGGAUGGGAGAGGGCACGGAUGAGGUAGAUGAUGGCAAAACUACGAGGAUAUCUCUCAGUUUUCCACUCAGCACUGGAUUGCCUGGCUUUUCUGCACAGAGGCAUUGCUCCUCAUCCCAAUCCCCUUCUUCUUCUGAUGUCUGUGAAAGAGAUGGUUCUGAUGGCGCAGCAUGGAUAGGGGAGUCAUUUAGAGACAAACAGUUAUCCAGAACAACAUCAAAAACUGACCAUCUGGCAUGUUCUUCCUCAUCAUCCUUCCCUGUUGAUCUAGCUUCCCCAGUCAGUAAAAACUGCAAGUCAUCUCUGUCAUUUUCUGUUGAUGGUAGCGGAUCCCGAUACCCAACACCUCCGUUACAACACUCCAAUAAAAUGGACUAUUCAAAAGAGACAGCUGGGGUUAGUCUCAAUAAUGGGUACAAAGAGCAUUCAACAACAGAAACAGCACACAUCCUUUUCAACCUCAGUGCAAGAGCAUACCAAGACCAGAGUAUGAAGGAUACAGAGAGUUCAAAAGGCAAAAAACGGAAGGCCAACAGCCUCCAUGUUGAACUGAGCCUUCCUCUCCCUAGCAUUAACCCUCAUUCAUCCUCAUCAACCCCUCCUCCUUCCCCUUCGCCUGUCUGUCUUGCGUCCUCCCCCUUGACUCUCCCUGCUCCAUCUUUCCAUGACUCCUUUAGGGCAGUGCGGAAGCCAGAACUACUAUGUGGGGUGUGUCACCGUCUGUUCAGUACUGCCUCGUCCCUCACUGUCCACAUGCGUCUCCAUCGGGGGGGACGAGUACUCAGCUGCCGCCACUGUGGCAAAGCCUUCAUCCAUAAUAAAAGACUGCAAUCCCACGAGGCCACCUGCAGGCAAGGGCUGCCAGCUUUUCCAGUUGAACCCAAAGAGGAGCCCCUGGAAGGGGGUGAAGUGGAGGGGGAAACAGCAGAUGAGGUUGCAGAGCCAGAACAGCUUGGACAAGGAACAAGGCCUGGCCGACCUAUAAAGAAAGUACGAGACCUUCAUGGCCAUCAUGCUGGAGAAUUGACUUGCGAGGAUACCCUAGGGGAAGAGGAUCACUUUGUAAAAGUGGUGGAUGGACAUAUCAUUUACUUUUGCUCUGUGUGUGAGCGCUCUUACAUGACUCUGUCCAGCCUAAAGCGACACUCCAAUGUGCAUUCAUGGCGACGAAAGUACCCUUGCCACUACUGUGAUAAGGUGUUUGCUCUAGCUGAAUAUCGCACCAAACAUGAGGUGUGGCACACUGGUGAAAGGCGCUACCAGUGCAUAUUUUGCUGGGAGGCAUUUCCUACCUACUACAACCUUAAAACUCACCAAAAGGCUUUCCAUGGCAUCAACCCUGGACUGAUCUCAAGUGAGAAAACAGCUAAUGGUGGCUACAAACAAAAGGUCAAUGGUCUUAAGCUGUACCACUUGCUGCCCAUGCGCUCUCUAAAGCGACCUUACAAAACAUAUACUGAGCCAAUGGCUGAUGGACUACUUACAUCAGGUUCAUCAGUUAGCCUGCCUUUAUCUCUGGAUGGCAGUCUCCCCUCACCUCUGGACACAGAGAAAUUGGAAUCGUUCCUUAAAGAUCUUCAAACGGCAGACAUAAAGACUGAACUUGAGGGAUUUCCUAUUAGGGUGGGUGUAGAGCAGAGUAAAAAGCUAGGGGCUUCCCUAACAGAUAUGGAAGUACCAACAAAAAAGACAGAGGGGUCAGAUUUACGGCUGUCAUGUAGUAGCAAUGGCAAAAGCAAAACCCCAGAGUGCCCAGAAGGAGCUGUCUCAUCAGUCAUUACGUUUGCACACAGCAAACCCUCGGUUAUCAUGCACAGUACUGCAGUUUCUUCCUCUGUCAUUGUACACAGAAACAAGACGUCCUCUGACGAGAAAAAAAGAAGUCCAGAGACUAAUGCAAUUACAAAGAAAGCUCCGAAACAGUUAAAAAAACAGAGAGAACACACUGAAGCAUAUAAAGAGUGGAAUGCUGCCAGUUUAGAUCCAGAGGUUCCAAAAAUCAGACAGUCAACAGAGAAACUUCACAAGGGACGGAAAACUCAUAAUAAAACUGAGUCAAGUAAGACAAUACCAAUAGCGGUGGGGUCAGAUGUCAAAGGCAGUGGACCACUUUGUCAGAUUACUGUGCGUAUAGGGGAGGAGGCCAUUGUCAAAAGGAGCAUUUCUGAAACAGACCUAAUGAGAGACAAAAGCGCUACACGGAGCAAAGGCAAAAAGAGUAACCUCUCACAGGACGACGAGAGAGAACAAAGGCACACCCAUCAUCAUCAACGUAAACACCGCAACUCUAGCCAGGAAGGAAAGGAGGGGGAGCCCAGAUGGAAAAAAACUAAACUGAAAAGCAAGGUGAGGAAAUAUUUCUUCCGCCAGGAGGUCAGAGAGGAUAGAAAUGACCAUGAUGUGGAGGACAACCUGUGGAGGCCGUACUACACGUACAAGCCCAAGCGGAAAGCCCUUCAUAUGCAGGGGACUAAAGCUUGGAAGCGUAAAAUACACUUCAAACGGUCCCUGAGGCCGAUAAGAAAAGCUGAGAGGUUCCUGAAAAAUUUGAAUAACGAAGUUGAUGGGCAAGAUGGAGAUGACAAAGAAAGACAAGAAAUAAGGAAAGAGCAAAGAAAAGUUAAUGAUCUACAGAAAGGUGAAAGUGAAACGCCACACUUUUUGCCUGUCCUUUCAAAAACAGAACAUAACGAGAAAGAAAAGGCAACUCCUGGAAAAUCUGAUCUCGUGCUCCCUUCAAUUGUUCCUCAAACUGCACUUAAUCCUCAAUACACAACAUCUUCUAUAAUCAAGCAACGGUGGUCAGAAAGUCAGGCCUCUGAGUGUGGAACAUGUGGCUGUUGGUUCUCCAGCCCAAGGAAGCGAGAUAAACAUGAGCUGACACAUCUAUUUGAGUUUGUUUGCAUGUUUUGCAGAGCUCCUUUCUCCUCACAGUCAAAGUUAGAGGAACAUCAGAGAACUCAGCAUCCCAAAAACAAGCCCCCGUCUGGUCCUACAUUAUUUACUUCCCAGUCAACAAGAAAGGAAGUGGAAAUGAAAGAUGAUACAAAUGGAAUGGACAGACAGCACAUAGAAAAAGGCAGCCCAGUUCGCUUGGGCAGAAAGCCUCUGAUCAGAUAUACAUGUUCCCAAUGUGAUAAGGUCUGCAAAACCUCUGCUGCACUCAACUGCCAUCUCAAGCGACACGAGCUAGGCAGUUUAACUGAGGUUGAAGACUCAGAGAAAAAGCAAGACAUACCAAGUUAUACAUCUUCAGUAGCAGAGUCUACACCGAGCAAAAAUUUCAAUACCAAUACUGAACAAGUGCAGCCUGUGUCUGUCAUAUAUUUUUCAAAACAAGACUAUCAUAUCACUGACAACCAACUUGGUGAGAGGAUGCAAGAACACCAAAGAGUCAGCAAUUGUGAAAGCCCCAAAUUGGCAUUCAAUGAAAAAUCCCACAGUCCACAGUGUGCACAGUUCUCGCAAGUUAUACACAGACCCACAUUAGACAGGUUUGAGGCCAUCUCUCCAAACCCCCCUAGUGUACUAGUAAUGAAUAGCUCAGAGUGCAUAGACUACAGGACACCAGAGAAACAACAUUUAGACACAUUAGAUCAACAGAAUAGAAGUCCAGUGCCGAAUGAUAGGCAAAUGCAAGUUUCCCAAAAGCUGACAGACCCUCAGAUUAGAAGAGAAACAAGUCCAACCGGGCCCAUACCUUUAAAAACAGUCAGAGGUGGUGUGCUUAGCCAAGGAGUGGGAACAGUCACACAGAGAAAUGGUAGCGUUAUUCAGAAUGAAGAAUUCAGUGAUUCGCAAGAUGCUCAGGAUCUAAGAAUUUUUUCUCAAUCCAGUAGCCAAGCCCAAGAUUUAUCCAUGCCAACAAUACUAGCAAAAAAGAGGGAGCUUGAUCAAAAGAUUACACAUUCAUCCAACCUCUCAAAAGAGCAAUCACGCAAUAAGGAGGUAUCAUUGCUAGUGCCCAAAGAGGAACCACUCAGUCCUGUACCAUCUCCUACAUGCUCUGUUAUUCAAACCACUCCAAAAGGACCUUCUCAAAGGCACUCAAAGUCACCAUGUCACUCCCCAGGACCUUUAGACCUACAGUUGCGGCCUCAGCUUGACCAAUCCCAAUCACACAGAGGAAGGCACAAUACAGCAAUGCAGGAUCUUAUAUUGCCUGUAAAUUCAGUUGGGGCAGGUGAUCCUCCUUCUUCUCAAGCGCUGCUGCAUUCACAAGUGCCCACAGCAGAGCCUGAAGCAAAGGACCAAACCUCUGUCACUCCCACAGAACACCACAUGGCCUCCGGCUAUCCUGUCCAGGAAUUUACUCUUCCCUUAAUUAUACCAGGAGGGUACUGCUCUGGUAAGAAACAGGAGGAUCAAAUCCUGAUGUCUUACCCAGCUGGACCCUUACCAUUUCCGCCGCUUGGGAAGAUGGUACCCCAUUCCGACUCAACUAAACUGCCCUUUUACCAUGACCCAUAUCACCUACUAUAUGGCCCACAGCUACUGCCAUACCCCUACAACCUUGCCGCCCUUCCAAUGGCUCUAAAUAUGAUGGCAUCAGGAGACAAAGAGCCCUUGCCCUUUUUGCCUUUCUUCAACUACGCCGCUGCUGCUGCUCCUUUAACAGGCACAGUGCCCCAUCCUUUAAUGUUGAACCCCAGCCUAUACAACAGUGGUGGCAGCAGUGGCACAAAGCAGGACAACCCAUAAGUGAUUACACAAAGGCAGCAAGGGAAUACAUCUGCAACCGCUGAACAGAUCUUUAAGAGUGGAUAUUUUGUUUUCUGUUUGUUAACUGAACACUCUAGCACAGCUCUUAUCUUUUGUAAAGCGACAAACGCAUAAAUAGGAAUCAAAUGUGGUGGAAAGAUGGAGAGGUGUCUUGAUGACAGAAAGAAGGAUGUAAGGGGGUAAGGAACAAAAGAUACAACAACCCCUUUAGGCACUGCAAACAAAGAUGCACCUCCAACACACCACUUUUCUGUAGAGUUUAAAGCUCGGAUUUCCAUCCUCUUUGAGUCAAUAUGAUAUAAAAUGUGAACAAUAACAGCUAACAGGAUUUGUGUUUUGCAAAAUGAGUCGGGCCUGCUUUCCAUAAUAGAGACAGUAUAACAAUAAUGAUUAUAGUAAUAGUUAUGUUAAUAAUACUGCUUAAAGUAAUAAAAAGGGGAGCUUUCUACUGAAAGUAAAAUGCUAUUACCGAAGACAUUCAAGACACAGAAAGAAAAGGCAGCAGCAGUUUUGUAUGUGUGUGUGUGUAUUUGUAUGUGUGUGCAUGCAUGAGUGUGUCCAGUGUGUGACUGUGUCUAGCGGUAAUGCAAUUUGGGGUAGAUCAUAGUGUCACACUUACGAAAUCAGUACUUCAGUCAUGUGUUUCAGUAUUUUGCUUAUGUGUGCCUGCAGGUUUUUGUAUGUGUUUUUUGUGGGGUGUGUUGGGGGUGUAGGCAUGCACAGUUAAAGUCAUAUGUGCUGCAUUAGCCUUGGUCAGUUCCAUGGAAGUUCGCAUAAAAACAUCAUUCCUGGAUAAAUGUUAUAAACUUAAUAGGUCAGUAAAUAGAGAACAUAGAUGAAGCUCUUCUUUCGUCAGUCAUAGCAUAGCAUCUUGAUGGCUUAGCUACGUGUCAUUUGGAUUAAACAUAUUAUUAUGUAAUGCCUUCACUAACCAGGAUCCUCAUGACAGGGUCGAAAAUAUGGUGAUGAAGAAUCCACCAUACAUUUCACCUGGUUGUGUACAGUACAGUAUAGAGGCAGAUUGUGCUUCAAAUAGUUUGGUUUGUAGGAUGUGGGUAUAUUAAUCCUUUUCAAUGAUCACUCAUCGAACGCUUACGAAAUAUGUCUGUGUACUUCCGAUACUCCUGCCAACCGUUUCAUCUCUUCCAGCAACAUACAAGAAAUGUACAAGUCGACUUCAUGUUUAGUGGCCUUCUCCUCCCCACUGCCCCCUUGUGUCCACCAAAGACACUCCAUUCACUUGACUCGAUUUGAGACAAAGCGAGAGAAACCAAGUGAGAUAAUGAAACUGAGUAAGAGAGCAUGAUGAAAUGGGAGCAAGGCAGUAUGAUAGCAUGAAUGAAGCUUCCUUCAUAAAGAUAGGGAGAAAAGUAGUUUUGUAAAAAGAGAUGUAUUACAAGGAAGCCUUCUAUUGGUUAGUAGAUUCUCUCUCCUCCCCAGCAGAAAGAAGAGAGGGAGAGGAUGUAAGUUAGUUUUGAUGCCCAUGCAGGGCCUGCACUAUGGGACUUAUAGCACUGGAGUGACUUAAACACUCCCUUGUACUUUCUUGUUUUUUUAUAUCUUUUGUUUUUCACAAUAUUAUUUGUUUGAUUGACAUAUUUUUCCCUUUUGGUAGAGUGAGACGAGGCUUGCGCUUGAAGAUUCUCGUUCAAGCGCAAAUAUGAAUGUACUUUUAGUCAUGAGGUUAAAAGACAGUAUAGUAGAUCAUUUCUGUAUGCUGACUUGAAAAAUAACAUGUAAUAUUGAACCGCUAUGAGGUAUACAUAUAAAUAUAUAUAUAUACAGUAGUCUUAGGGACAUGUCAAGGAAGUUGGUUUCAAUAUAACCACAACGCAUGAGCAACAAUAGCUUCUUCAGUAUCUGCAGGUGUUGUCACAAAACUCUCAGUUUUCCUACAUACGUGGUUCUUCAUUUGACUCUGUUUCUUUUCUCCCGGAGGCAUGUCCUCAAGAGAAGCCCUCAAUAUCAAAAUUUCAGACCUAAAACCAAAAAGAAAAGCUUCUGUGUUGCCUUAUUUCUUUUCCCCAAGCACUACAGAUGUUUUCCAACAAGCACCUCUUUCUUGUCCACACACCCUUUCCAACGCUAUUCUCAAUAUUUUACCUUAUCCCCUUGAAGUGUGUCUGAAACUGUGCAAUGUAGCAAUAGCACUGUUCAUUUCCUGAGGGUAAAACACAAUGCAAUGAACAGUUGUGGAUUAUGUAGCUGCACUUGGGUGUGUGUGUGUGAGAAAGAGAGAGAGAGAGAGAGAGAGAGGGUGUUUGGUGGUAAAAGAAACCAAAAUAAUACAAAUCCUUGAUGGUUUACAUCUUGUGUUCAGCUUAUUUUUGCUGUAUUUAUUCCCCCAUGACAUCAUGCUAUAUGAAACAUAAAUGAAUCAACUAGCUAUACCGAUGAGUUUAAAAUGUUAAAUUUGUUAAUUUAAAAAUUACAUUGGCAAAAUUCUAAAUUUUGAUAAGUUUUGAUCUUUAAACAGCAUGUAAACCAAACAUAAAUUAUAAUUUUUAAAUUAGAGUCAUUUUAAACUGGUUUUAAAUAUUUAAAUUCAAAAUUCAUCAGCUGAUGUUUACAUAAAAGAUGCCUUUUUAUUUAAAUAAGCUAAAUAGAAUAUGCACAUAAUCUGAAUGCACCUUAGAAAGCAAAAUUUGUGAUACCAUUUUCUAUCAAAACAUUCUUAAAAGUAACAUCAUAAUGUGUUCUUAUGUUCCUUGUCCAUCCAUUAGCAGCGAACAUUGAGACAUUUAAGGAAGUUCAGUGGAUAGUAUUCAGCCCUACAUUUGAAAUAUUUCAUCAGCAUCUGGAUAGACUACUGAAUAUUUGCACAGAACUAUGAAUAAGAAGUUAUGCUUAGAGCCAGAUGUUUUGAAAGAUGUACAGCAGAUCUGUCCACUGGGUUUAUUACACUACCUGAACUAUAAGGAACACCAUAAAGUCACACUAAAGUCUUCAAAAGAGGCUUUAAUUGUGAAUUGAAAUGGGUAAAAUCUACCAGCUGCAUAUGUUCUGCACUUGAUCAUAGUUGUAGGCAUGUGACCAAAUUGGUAUUUUUGUGAAAAUGUAAUAUUGUGCCAUUGUUAUAGAGGUCCACAUUAUAUUUGGGCAGUUAAAAAAGUGAAAUGUUUGAAGUUUCUUUGUGUCUUGUUGACUUUGUGACCAUUUAAUACUGACGUUUGUUGGCACACAUUGCCAAUUCAAGUAUACAAUUUACAGUUAAUUUCUUUGCUCCUGUUCUCUUUACUCCCUCUGUCCACGCUACAACAAUACAAAUAAAGUAUUAACCUGAUGACGUGCAAAA
Messenger RNA from Misgurnus anguillicaudatus (oriental weatherfish), 8602 nucleotides. It is a transcript of the gene zbtb4, whose product is annotated as zinc finger and BTB domain containing 4. Gene Ontology annotation, cellular component: nucleus. Gene Ontology annotation, molecular function: sequence-specific DNA binding; DNA-binding transcription factor activity, RNA polymerase II-specific. Gene Ontology annotation, biological process: regulation of transcription by RNA polymerase II. The record is from RefSeq and is a predicted model, not a curated record. NCBI's taxonomy places the organism in Eukaryota, Metazoa, Chordata, Actinopteri, Cypriniformes, Cobitidae.